AUGGACAAGUUAAGUGGAACAGAGGAAUGGCAACCGAUAUCUUCUCAUGAACAGCUGUUUGAGAACUCUGCUCCUUCUAAGCUACUGGACUUUGAGAGGACGGAAAGAGGAAGAAAAUGUGGAUUCCGCUUCAUGGAUCUGGAGGACGAUUUACAACUUGGGUCCUUUUCAAGAAUUAUUGGAGGAAGAAUGUCUGUACCAGGAGGGCAACCAUGGCAGGUCUCCAUCAAGCGAGGCCGGUCUCAUUUCUGCGGUGGCAGUUUGAUUGGUGAUGAUGUGGUGGUCACUGCAGCUCACUGCGUCAUAGAUUUCGAUCUAAAUGUUGUGAAGAAUCUGAUUGUGACUGUUGGUGAGUUUGAUCUUGGCAGUGUGGAUGAAGAAGAACAGAGUGUCCCAGUCUCUGAAAUUGUUGUCCAUCCUGACUUCAACAGAUUUGGGUAUAUGGAUUCAGAUAUAGCACUGCUGUAUUUGAAACACCAGGUACAAUAUGGCUAUGAAGUACAGCCUAUCUGUCUUCCCCACAAGGAAGAUUUAUUUGAAGCUGGAACACUUUGUGUUGUGAGUGGAUGGGGCAAAACUUCUGAGGCUGGGUCCCUGUCAAACGUCCUACAGGAAGUGGCACUCCCCCUCAUUGACAGCCUAACCUGCAGCGAACUGUUGAAAGCUUUAAAUUUGCCUCCAGUACAGAGGUCCAUGCUGUGUGCUGGUUUUCCAGAUGGUGGGAGAGAUGCGUGCAAGGGUGAUUCUGGAGGCCCUCUGGCAUGUAGAAAAGCCAGUGGCAUCUGGACAUUGGCAGGCAUCACCUCAUGGGGAAUUGGCUGUGGAAAAGGUUGGCUUAUAGACAAGAGGAUCAAUGGCAGUAGAGGUUCUCCAGGCAUUUUCUCUAAAGUGGAUGAGCUCCUGGAUUUCAUUACUCAACAUAUGAUCAGUAAACCUGGGCCAAGCUUUCUGUCUGCAUCCAGCCUAGAAGAGUGCAAUCCCCAUGGAAAGCUGGUGUUUGGUGAAAGUGGCCUUGUUCGGUACCCUCACCUGAGUGAAGGCAACUACCUUGAUAACAGCUGGUGCAUUUGGAACCUAACUGUGUCUGAAGACAAAUUCAUUCUGGUGGAAUUUAUCAAACUAGACGUAGAAGAUCAGAUUGAAUGUGACCAUGACUACGUUGCUUUCUAUUCAAGCAAGAAGGAAUUAAUUGGUAAAAUCUGUGGUGAUGUCUUGCCUUCCCCCUUGCUGAUAGAGUCUGACCAAGCCAUUGUUAUCUUUGUGUCUGACGGCAGCAUUCAUGGCAGAGGCUUUGAAUUCACCUUCAGUGCUGUGCAUCCAGCAUCUGAAGCAGGCUCUGGCUGUGGCAGUGUUGCAAUGCUGGUGGAAGAAGGAAAGAUUGACACGGCUAAUUACCCUGGUUUAUAUCCCAGCAGCACAAAAUGCCACUGGCUCAUUGAAGCCCCAGUGGACUGUGUCAUCAAGUUGGAGUUUGAAGACUUUGCAGUUGAAAACAGCCAGGAUUGCAUUUAUGAUGCUGUUGUUGUUUAUGGCGACACUGAAGAAGAGCACCAGCUAGCUCUCCUGUGUGGUUUCUCAAUUCCUUCACCUGUGUGGAGCCCAGGGAACAUCAUGCUGAUCCACUUUGAGAGUGAUGAAGAAAAUAACUUCAGAGGAUUCAAGGCCAAGUUUGUUUUUUUCUCCUCAGCAACAACUAAAACGGAAUAUGCAGGGCUGUUUUCUGUAUCUGCAUUUGAGCCCAAAGAUAUCCCACUGGAUAUGUGUGGUUUUCCCCCCUUUGGUCCCCAGAGGCUGUCAACACUUAUCGUUGGAGGAGAAGAAGCUUGUCCUCACUGCUGGCCCUGGCAUGUGAGUUUGCACUUUCUAGGUGAUUACAGGUGUGGAGGUGCCAUCAUCAACUUGACUUGGGUGCUCACAGCUGCUCACUGUGUAAAGAUAACAAAUAAUCCAUCAUAUUGGACUGUUGUUGCUGGAAACCAUGACAGAAUGCUGAAAGAAGCUGCUGAGCAGGCGAGAAGAGUCAAGAGCAUUACAGUGCAACCAGCCUUUGAUGUUGCAAGUUAUGAUUCUGAUAUUGCCCUUGUCCAGCUGCAAACACCUCUGAUCUAUAGCGCAGCGGUGAGGCCAGUAUGUUUGCCAAGUUCCAAGGAGCUGUUGCCGUCCUUUGUGCUUUGUACUGUGACUGGCUGGGCAAGUUUCCAAGAAGCUGGAGGCCUUGCUACUCGUCUACAGCAAAUGCAUGUCCCACUGGUGGCCAAUGACCUCUGUGAGCAAAACUACUACUUUAAUCACCCUGGAGGGAUUACACCUCGGAUGCUCUGUGCUGGGUUUGCAUCUUUGGAAGGCCACGAUUCCUGCCAGGGGGAUUCAGGUCUGCUGGUUUGCCAAAAUGAAAACAAGCCAUUUAUACUCCAUGGAAUUGCUAGCUGGGGCGUGGGUUGUGCCCAGCCCAAGAGACCAGGUGUUUAUGCAAGAGUGAGCACCUUUUUUGACUGGAUUGUAUCUGUCAUGAAAGAAUCUAAGAUAGGAAGUAUCAUUAAAGAAUCCAGUGACUUGAGCCAGCAAUUGUCCUCUUGUAGAGAUGUGAUCCUUAUAGCCCAGGAAGGAAUAAUCCAGACUCCGUGUUUUCCUAAUGGCUGUUCCAAUGCCACCAGUUGCUAUUGGAGGAUUGUUGCCCCAUUAAAUGCCAUCAUUCGAUUGGAUUUCAUGGACUUUGUGCUUGAGAAUUCCCUCCCCAGCUGUCAUGGUGGACUUAUACUUUAUGAAGGAUUUGGACCUACAAGAGAGAUGCUUGGUAACUUCUGUAGCGAAACUCCACAUUAUCCAAUAAAGUCACGCACCUCCACGAUGAUGCUGAACUUCACUUCUGGCACCGAUACAAAUAUGAAAGGUUUCGCUCUGGCCUACAAAAUCCAAGAAAUAGAGUUGGGUCCUGUACAAGAUAGAGAUAUUCGAAAAGGAUGUCCAGUCUUGGAUUUGAUCCCAGUCGGGGUCGCAGAGAUAGUUUCUCCAAAUUAUCCAGUCAUCUAUCCUAAUUUGCUAAACUGCACUUGGACAAUCUAUUCUGCUUCAGGAAGCAAACUAAAAACUGUGAUACGAGAUGUUGUUAUUGAGGAUGCUAAAGAUUGCAUUUGGGACUCCCUGAGCUUUUAUGAUGGACCAGAUCAACAUUCACAAUUGCUUG
Protobothrops mucrosquamatus (brown spotted pit viper) is the source of this 3184-nucleotide messenger RNA. RefSeq names its product ovochymase 1 (gene OVCH1). NCBI's taxonomy places the organism in Eukaryota, Metazoa, Chordata, Lepidosauria, Squamata, Viperidae. The transcript has 24 exons. The record is from RefSeq and is a predicted model, not a curated record. Gene Ontology annotation, biological process: proteolysis; acrosome reaction. Gene Ontology annotation, molecular function: serine-type endopeptidase activity. The annotation marks the transcript as partial.